This is a messenger RNA of Mustela lutreola (European mink), 977 nucleotides long. It is a transcript of the gene ALKAL1, whose product is annotated as ALK and LTK ligand 1. NCBI's taxonomy places the organism in Eukaryota, Metazoa, Chordata, Mammalia, Carnivora, Mustelidae. The transcript has 3 exons. Gene Ontology annotation, biological process: positive regulation of ERK1 and ERK2 cascade; positive regulation of ERK5 cascade. The record is from RefSeq and is a predicted model, not a curated record. Gene Ontology annotation, molecular function: receptor signaling protein tyrosine kinase activator activity; receptor tyrosine kinase binding. The coding region runs from base 554 to 919 and encodes 121 amino acids.
GCAAAGCCGCGCUCGCAGCAGGUUGGUCCUCCUGCACCCGGUUUGGUCGCUCCAGCCAGCACCUCCAGGCGCAGCUGGAUUCAAGGUGAAGAAAGUGAGUUCAGUACCUUUCCGCCCCUGGAAUAGCAGUCUCAGCACACUGCGGCCCAAGUCCAUGCUCUGCUUUCCAUCGUCCCGACCUAGAAGUUGUGGGUUCUGUUUACCCUCAGAAUCUGAAUCAAGAUCCGGUGUCCCGGCCCGUAGAGCCAUUCUGUAGGGAGCCCCGAGGACACAGUCCGAGGAUCGGGUGUGCCGGGAAGUCCCUUGUGCUCGCACUCGCUUUGUGUCCUGGGACACCUCUGAAGUCCCCAGACGCCGCUCUGCCCCGCGUCCCCGCCCAGAGACACCGAGGCGCGCAGGUAUCAGCAGCGCCCGCUAAGUACCGAUUCUGUUCCAGCCGGACGCCGCCGGGACACCGCCCCACCGCCGGGUCGCGGACUUCCCAGUCAGCGCACACGCACCUGCCUCGAGACCCGCCCCUGGGAGCUUCCUUUCGGGUCCUCCGCGCCCAGACAUGCGGCCAGCUAAGCCAGGAGCCCCACUGUCCACGCUUCUCCUGCUCGUUCUGGUUUUGCCCCUGCCCGGGGCACACGGGAGGCCCCGGAGUGGCAGGGGAGCAUAUGCCGCGGAGCAAGAACCCAAGUCGUGGCUUUUCCUCCCCGCGGCCAGAGCCGGCCGGGCACCCAGCGCCUCACGGAGCGCGGGUAAGCAGUCCUUUGCUCUGAUGCAGGGAUUUAAGAAGGCGGAAUUAAGCAGAGCAGAGAACAGACCAUCUCUAAAGAUAACCGGUUUUCAGGAAAAGAGAAAUAUUCCCAAGAGAUUUGAAUUUAAAAGACAAAUUCAUAAAACAUUUCACAGGGCCAGUCACAUUUUCAGCUGAAUGUAGCAAACAUUUCCAUCGACUCUAUCACAACACUAGGGAUUGUUCAACACCAGCU